Nylanderia fulva is the source of this 1419-nucleotide messenger RNA. It is a transcript of the gene Mos, whose product is annotated as proto-oncogene serine/threonine-protein kinase mos. Gene Ontology annotation, biological process: protein phosphorylation. The record is from RefSeq and is a predicted model, not a curated record. Gene Ontology annotation, molecular function: protein serine/threonine kinase activity; ATP binding. Lineage: Eukaryota; Metazoa; Arthropoda; Insecta; Hymenoptera; Formicidae.
UAUAUAUAUAUAAUAAUAAAAAGAACUGUCUAUAUAUAAUAAUAAAGAAAGAUGUUUUACCUAUCGCCCUUCAAUGUAUUUGCACACAUACAGAUGAGAGUAGAAUUUUAACGGAAAAAUCUUGUUUUUUACAUAAGUUUAUUACAAUGGAAAGUUAACAGAGUUUUCUAUGCAGGAAGUAUUCAUUUCUAUAUUUUAUGUAUAGAAAUUAUUAUGCACACAAUUCAAAUUAAAGAUAAAUAAUGGCUUCGCCGCGAAGAUUAAUGCCUACGUUGAAACAUCUGUCACCCCGGCCAUUCGAAAGUGUAUCAAAUAUUAGUAGAACAUCAAGUCCAAAAACUCCCAAUUUCCUAAAAGUUGUGAAGAACGAAGAGCCGUCGUCGCCGUUCAAUCUUGACACCCCUAAUAGAAUCAGAUUAUUAAGGGAUGGUUUACCGAAGAAACAUCGUCCUGUGUUAGGUACAGGUGCUUUCGGCACCGUGUACAAGGCGUUUUAUAAAGGGAGUCAAGUAGCAGCCAAGAUAAUUGAAUGUAAACGAAACGACGACGAAAUAAUAAACUCGGAGAAGCACGCAGCUGCUCUGCGACAUGCUAAUAUCGUGAAGAUAUUGAAGGUAGAACAAGGCAACAGCUUAUCGAUGAUAACGAUGGAAUUGUGCGGCACGUCGUUGCAAGACAGACUGCAAGAAUCGGUUCUCGAGAAGGAAAAGCGCGUUUCCAUCUGGCGAGACGUCGCCCAGGCACUCCAAUUUUGUCACAUUUCCUCGGUGAUACACGCAGACGUCAGCGCGACUAAUAUCCUGAUGACUGCCGAAGAUCGGGCCAAGCUUACGGAUUUCGGUAGCUCUAUCCUGAUCGGCGAACCGCACGUUUCGAUUAAGUUACGGGGUACACCAGGUUACAUGGCACCAGAAAUGCUCAGAGGAGAUGAACCUACAUUUGCCGCUGAUGUUUACUCGCUAGGAAUCGUGGCUUGGCAAAUGCUAUCUCGAGAAGUACCCUUCCAUGGAUUGCACACCCACACUAUUAUAUAUAUCUCUGUAAAAGGCACGCGUCCUAAAUGCGAAACCCUCGACGAUGAGUUUAGUGGAAGAUACAAGGAACUGUUCAAAGCAGCAUGGUCGCAGGAUAUUGCUGAUAGACCAACGCUAAAUGAAAUAAUCAGUAAACUCGAUCUCUUAUAAUCAAUUGUUAAUAUUUAUUUACCUAUGGAAACAAACUUAAGCAUACAAAAGAUUUAUUUGUGAUACAUAGCUUAAAAAAAUUACCAUUUGUAUCCUAAUAUAAAUAUAUUAAAAUAGGAAUAAAUCCUGAGAGAAUGAUAGCUUGGUACGAUGUGUUGAAAGUCAAUUUUACGUAUCUGGCAUUUCACCACCAGGUACCAACUGAAAUAAAAGAAAUAAAUAAAUUAUAAAAAUC